UUGUUUCAGGGUUGUUCGGUCCCAUGUGUGUUCUGAGGGCAAUCCUGGGUGACCCAGACCCGCUGGGACCUCAGGGAGAGGGUCAUGUCUGGACACGGUGGCAGGUGAGGUCAAAUGCAGAAGGAAGGGUAUCCUCAUCGUCGUUGACAGGUGAAACGGACGUAUUUGGCCAAACCCGGCGGGGAGAAAUGGAGUCGGACAAAGCGGUGUUGUGUGAGAGCCUUGUUGUGUGGCUGCAGACCUUCAACACUCCAGCGCCGUGCACCACGACAGAGGAGCUCACCACCGGAGCGGCAAUGUCUCAGGCCCUGCAUAAAAUAGAUCCAGUGUGGUUCAGUGAAAGUUGGCUUGGUCGCAUAAAAGAGGACGUGGGGAACAACUGGAGACUGAAGAUGAGCAACCUGAAGAAGAUCCUUCAGAUGAUGGUGGGUUACUACAAUGAGGUUUUGAGUCAGCAGAUCCAGGAGUUCCCUCUGCCAGAUCUCACAAAGGUGGCAGAGCACUCAGACCCUGUAGAAUUGGGACGACUGCUGCAGCUUAUUCUGGGAUGUGCUGUCAAAUGUGAACGCAAACAAGAGUACAUCCAGAUAAUCAUGACUCUGGAGGAGUCCGUGCAACAUGUGGUGAUGACAGCCAUUCAGGAGUUAAUGAGUAAGGAGAGCAUGGCCCAGUUUGGAGCAGAACCAGCAGGGGAUGUAGAAUCCCAGCUGAAGAAGGCUCUUGAGGACCUGGUGGAUCUGAUGGCAGAAAAGGAGGAACUAGCCCAGCGCUGUCAGGAGCUCGACGUACAGGUGACAGUCCUGCAGGAGGAGCGGAACAGCCUAUUGGCUGAGAACGACGUGCUGACGGACCGAGCUAAUCAACUGGACUCAUUUGAUGACCCGAGCACACCCUCUGGACGCAAACACAGCCAGCUACAGAUUCAGCUGGAGGCAUUACAGGAGGAGAAUUUUAGGCUAGAGGCAGCUAAAGAUGAUUACCGUAUCCACUGUGAGGAGUUGGAGAAGCAGCUGAUCGAGGUUCAGCACCGUAACGACGAGCUCACCGGCCUGGCUGAGGAGUCACGAGCACUUAAAGACGAACUCGAUAUCCUCAGGAGCUGUUCGGACCGGGCUGUGAAGCUGGAGGCAUCAGUGGAGACAUACAGGCGUAAGCUGGAGGACCUGGGGGAUCUGAGGAGACAAGUGAAACUCCUGGAGGAGAAGAACAUGAUCUACAUGCAGAACACUGUCAGUCUGGAGGAGGAGCUACGCAAAGCUAAUGCUGCUCGUGCACAGCUAGAGACCUACAAGAGACAGGUCCAAGAGCUGCACCGAAAGUUGUCAGAAGAGUCUCGACGUGCAGACAACCUGGCCUACGAGAUGAAGAAGUUUGAAGAGAAACAUGACACUGUUUUGAAGGAGAAAGAGAGGAUCAUCAUUGAGCGAGACUCUCUGAAGGAGACUAAUGAGGAGCUGCGAUGUAACCAGGCACAAAAGGACCAGCUCCUACAAGCAGAGCUGGCAGGAAUGCCAGCUGGUAGUCCAAGUCACGAUAAUCUCGCCGCGGAGAUGCUGCCAGUGGAGUACAGGGAGAAGUUCAUCCGGCUCCAGCAUGAGAACAAGAUGUUGCGCGUGCAGCAGGAGGGAUCGGAGAAUGAAAAGAUCUCUGAACUACAAACACUGCUUGAGGAGGCUCACAGGACACGCUCGGAACUGGACACCGAGAAUAGGUUAAGCAGGGAGAGGGUCGCUGAGCUGCAGCAGCAAGUGGAGGAUCUGCAGAAAGCCCUUCAAGGUCAUGGAGCCAAGACGGAUGACUCUCAUCUGAAGAAGAAACUGGACGCUCAUAUGGUGCAACUGAAUGAGGCGCAGGAUGAGAUCAUGAAGAAGAAAGAGUUACUGGAGGACUUGCAGCCAGACAACACACAGGCCUCCUUGAGACUGGAUGAGCUGACGGCUGCUCUGAAGAAGAAGGAUGAUGACAUGAGAGCGAUGGAGGAGAGAUACAAGAUGUACCUGGAGAAAGCACGCAAUGUGAUCCGAGCGUUGGACCCCAAGCUGAACCCAGCCACAGCAGAGAUCCAGGCUCUGAAGAACCAGCUGACUGAGAGAGACAAGAGGAUCCUCAGCCUGGAGAGGGAGUGUGAACAGGCGAAGCUAAGAGAGUAUGAGGAGAAACUGAUUGUAACUGCGUGGUACAACAAGAGUCUGAGCUUCCAGAAGCUUGCGAUAGAGGCCCGCCUGGGGGGUCGCUCCACUUCCAUGAUGCCCCCUGGUCAGUCCUUCCUGUCCCAGCAGCGCCAGGUCACCAAUGCCACCCGCAGGGCCCUCUCUGUCAGCGUCCCGGCCACUACCGCCAAGUAAACCUGGGAUGGACGGCUUACUGAGGUGGCCGUCUCGUGUACAGGCUGCUGUCUCUUUAAGUAAACCACCAUUAGUUUGAUUAGAUAUGUUAGCGCUGGGCUGGAACAAAGGCCUGCUGAUAAAGCAGCCUUCUAGGACUGGGAUCUCUUACAUCUGAAAUAAACAAACGAACGGCCCUACUCUGACUCUCUUCCACAAGUGCACACUCAAGUGACCUUAAGUACGCUGUCUCCUGGCCCCUGGGAAAUGGGGGGGGGAGGGGGGCAAGCAUGCCCUGACUGACAUGAACACAAGCACUUACUUCAACCAGGUUGGCUACUUCUCACUGAUACAGUGGCACUGUAGCACACCGCACUACAGUUUAGAAUGUUGAUAAUCUACUAGAUUGAGUUUGAUCCUUUGUCUAGUGCAUUAACUGAGCCCUACAAUAUACCUGUUAGCGUAGCUCGCAACUGACACGAACUGGAAUUACUGGUAUUGAAUUGAACCAGCCUUGAUUCUUAAUCUCGACAUAUCCUGACAUACUGUAUAUUGAGUCAGUGAUAAUGUGAAUGCUUCUGUCUAUGGAUGUGCUGAAACCUAUAUUGAUUAUUCACAUUUGGAGCCUGUAACAGAGAUGUGGUCUUAAAUGGCUUAUUUUAGCUGCAUUACCAGCCGAAUAUAAAUGAUAUAUUAUAAAAGGAUUCCAUACAUUACCACCAAAUGAUCAACCAACUGCACUAUGCACAAUAUCAACCACUGGACUAGAGUUAAACCUCUUGUAUACCUUCUGUGUUCUCACAGUCACCAGGGAGAAAAUAAAUAGGAUUGGUGUAUUUGGUGCUGGCCACCAGAAGUUGUUAUUGCCGUGUAGAUUGACUCUUUACUACUUUAUUAAACAAAAACAGGAAGUCUAUACCAGUCAGACAAAAUCAUCUUGUGCUGCAACAACUAAACUUUUAAUAAUAUCAGAAAUCCAGGACAAUUAUAUUUAUUUUUUAUGCACUCACCUGUGAUCUGACUACUAGAACUUCCUGAAUCCUUUAACAGAGUACUGUUGGGCCUUUAUAUUCUCUCUUUAAUGUUUUUGAUCACUGGUAAGAAAUCAGCAGUAUAAUUAGUAAAAAUGUAUACAGCACUGUAAUCAGGGUUCAAACACCAGCUUGGGAUUUAAGAGCCGGUUUCACAGACCCAGAUUAAGAUAUAGUUGGGUUAUAAUAUAUAGAAAUUUGGAUAAAUUAACCAGAUGAAAAUCUUGUCCUAGAUGUGAUUAAUCAGCAUUUGUGAAACCUGCUUCUAGGUUUAAAUCUUCCUUCUCUGAUGAGCAAAAAACGCUGUGACAACUUUUGAAUGUUCUAAGAAUUUGUUUCAGUAAACUCUUGAAUGAAACAUGAACAUUUCUGUAAAACGGUCAUCCAUUCAUGUUUAUCACUUUCUCGAUGUUCGAUUUGAUGUUUCAUGAAAUUGAGUCCUGUAUGUCACGUUCAGAUACGCACGCUCGCAUGCGCAUGCGCACACACAGACACACACGAUAAAAUAAUGUGGUAACUACACUCUAUCGUCUAGAAUGUUUUCUUUUGCAGUGAAUGGUAUUUGUACACAUGACUCACAGCAAUUGCCAUGUAUACAGAGUUCAGAGCAGCACUACAAAAUGAAAUCGGAACAAAUGCUGUUCUGUUAGUACUUGAUAUUUUGGUAAAACAAAUAUGGAAUUGUGAAUUAUUAAAUUAUCAUAUGAAAUUAUGAAAAGUACAUGUUGGUUUUCAUGUAAAGAAUAAACUACAUUUCUUUC
Molecule: messenger RNA, 4116 nt
Organism: Esox lucius (northern pike)
Lineage: Eukaryota; Metazoa; Chordata; Actinopteri; Esociformes; Esocidae
Gene: hook1
Product: hook microtubule-tethering protein 1
Exons: 23
Coding region: 24-2345 (773 amino acids)
Biological process (GO): cytoplasmic microtubule organization; cytoskeleton-dependent intracellular transport
Cellular component (GO): centrosome; cytoplasm
Molecular function (GO): microtubule binding; dynein light intermediate chain binding
Source: RefSeq, a predicted model, not a curated record